AACAGUUUUAAGACCAUGCGUCGUAAAACAUAGUUACAUAAAAAAUUGUCAAACCUAACCUAAAAAAUAUGAUAGUUUAAUUUAAACAAAACUUAUUUAAUUUGUUUAAAUUGAAUUAACCAAGAAUGUUUAGAUUUAUAAAAUUAACGCAAAUAAAUGGUUUACAAAAUUAUGUAGGUAAGCGAUUUGCUGGUCACUCAAAAUGGGCAAAUAUCAAGCAUAUCAAAGGUUUAAAAGAUGCUCAAAAAGCACAAAAUUUCACACGAAUGUCCCGGCUAAUUAAAGUGGCAAUACAAGAAGGUAAAUCAACAAAUCCAGAUUCAAAUACAAAAUUAGCACAAGCUAUCGAACAGGCGAAACGAUUAAAUAUGCCUGUGGCAUCUAUACAAAAUGUCUUAAAAACUAGUCAAAUUAAUAAGAAUGAAGCAAAAAAACAUUUAUUAGAAUUAAGAGGACCGGGUGGUUGUAUAAUAUUAGUCGAAUUAUUUACGGAUAAUCUAACAAAAUGUAAGCAAAUGUUAGCGACAUUUCUAAAAAAAUUAAACACCAAAUAUGCAGAUAGUGGAGCGAAACAUAUAUUUGAAUAUAAGGGUAUUGUAGAUUGCGAAUUGCAAUCAAGCCUAGAGAAUAAAUCAGACGAAGAAAUCCAUGGAACUUGUAUAGAACAUGCAAUUAUAUCAGGGGCUGAAGAUGUUGAGAUUAUCCAAAUUGAUGAGAAAACAAAACUUAUACGAUUUAUUUGUGAUCCAAAUCAAAUAAAUGCAGUGGCGGGUUCAUUAGAAAGUGAUUUUGACUAUGUAUGUACAUCAAAAUCCGCAGAAUAUUUUGCAAAACAAUUUGUACAAAUUAAUGACGAAGAUUUAUCGACGUACGAAAAAUUAUGUGAAAAAUUAGAAAGUAUUACGGAAGUUAUUAAUGUGUAUGAUAAUGUCCAAACUGUUUAAAUAGAUUUUUUUCA
Molecule: messenger RNA, 958 nt
Organism: Chrysoperla carnea
Lineage: Eukaryota; Metazoa; Arthropoda; Insecta; Neuroptera; Chrysopidae
Product: translational activator of cytochrome c oxidase 1
Exons: 3
Coding region: 126-944 (272 amino acids)
Cellular component (GO): mitochondrion
Source: RefSeq, a predicted model, not a curated record